AUGAGAGUGAAUGUUAACUUGAAUUCACAAUCAGCCAACCUUGACCUUUUUGUUGUUCCACAUGAUGGACCGGCUUUUCUUGGAAGAGACUGGCUUGGAAAGCUACGACUCAACUGGCAAGAAAUCAAAACCUUGCGCUCAACUACAUGUGAAUCAACGUCACUGAAUGACCUUCUUGAGACGCACAAGGAAUUGUUUUCAUCCGGAAUUGGAACACUCAAACACAUUAAAGGAUCAGUCAAAGUGAAUUCUGAUGCCAAACCCGUGUUUCUCAAAGCAAGGACUGUUCCUUACUCUUUAAGAACCAAGGUUGAGCAAGAACUGGACAAGUUACAAACAGAUGGAAUCAUCGAACCGGUUGCUCAUAGCAACUGGGCUACUCCAAUUGUCCCAGCCAUUAAUAAGAAUGGCCUUUUCAAGUACAAACGGCUUCCUUAUGGUAUUGCAUCAGCUCCAGCUUUAUGGCAACAAUCAAUAGAGCAAGUGUUACAGAACAUUCCUUCAACACAAGUGAUAAUUGAUGACAUCAUCGUGACUGGCCGCAAUGAUGAGGAGCACCUGCACAACUUGAAACUUGUGAUGGAUCGUCUUCCAUCAUAUGGACUACGUGUGAAUCUCCAGAAAUGUGAAUUUUUUCAGGAUAAAGUGAGCUAUGUUGGACAUGAAAUUGAUGUUACAGGACUGCAUAAGUCACCUGAGAAAAUCAAAGCUGUUAAAGAAGCUAAACGCCCAGAGAACAUUUCACAGCUUAGAUCAUUUUUAGGUCUAGUGAACUAUUACCACCGAUUCAUUGACAAUCUAUCUAGCGUAGCAGGACCUUUACAUGAACUUCUGAACAAAGGAACCAAGCGGAUUUGGAAUUCCAAGAGAGAGAAAUCCUUCCAGGAUAUCAAGGAACUGAUUUGUUCUGACAAAGUUCUUUGUCAUUAUGACCCGAAACUUCCUCUGAAGUUAGCCGCUGAUGCUUCUCCCUAUGGGAUAGGAUCGGUACUAUCUCAUGUCUUCCCACAUGGAACGGAAAGACCAAUUGCAUUCUCAUCGAGAACACUGAACCAAGCAGAGAAAGCUUACUCUCAAAUCGACAAAGAGGCACUGGCUCUCUAUUGGGGUGUGAAGAAAUUUAAUUCUUACUUGUACGGCCAUAAAUUCACACUUGUAACGGACCACAAGCCGCUUCUUAGUAUCUUCAGUCCGAAGAAAUCCCUUCCAGUGAUGACAGCCGCACGACUUCAACGUGAUGCUGUAUUCUUAUCAGGAUAUCAAUACGAUAUAGAGUUUCAAGGAACCAAGGCACAUGGCAAUGCCGAUGCACUGUCACGAGUACCACUACUUAGUAUUCGUGAACCACUGGAUGAUGAAGACCCGAUAGACUUGUUCUACAGCAGGAAGUUUGAUGACUUACCUGUGACUUGUGUACAAAUUCGUAGAGAAACUCAACGUGACCCAGUUCUGAGUCAAAUCUUGGACUGUGUAACACGAGGGCACUUUCCUCAGGAUUGGGAUGACAAGCUUAAACCAUACUACAAUCGCAAAGAUGAACUCAAUGUUUACCAAGGAUGUGUCACAUGGGGAAAUCGUGUGAUCAUUCCAGAUAUUCUACGUGAAAAAGUGAUGACCGAGCUUCAUUCCGGACACAUAGGCAUUGUCAAAAUGAAGGCAGUAGUUAGGUCCUAUGUAUGGUGGCCCAAGUUUGAUGAAGCUAUCGAGGAAAUCUGCAAGGCUUGCUAUGGAUGUAAGCGAGUCUAG
Molecule: messenger RNA, 1746 nt
Organism: Ostrea edulis (European flat oyster)
Lineage: Eukaryota; Metazoa; Mollusca; Bivalvia; Ostreida; Ostreidae
Exons: 2
Coding region: 1-1746 (581 amino acids)
Source: RefSeq, a predicted model, not a curated record